AUGUUUAAGCCUUCACCUACUAUGAUGGCGCGCGUGCGCUUCACCACGAAGCAGGUCAAUGGCGGCUACUACAAGGGUACGCGGACUGGAUCAAUGGGUCAGUUCGACAAAAAGGGCAACUACGUGAUCGACUGGAAGAAGGUCCGGACCUACGUUGUCCCCGAUGAUCUGGACGAAUUUGAUCUCACUCCUUUUGUCUCGAAGAAAGUGGAACCCAAACGUGACCAAUACGUCAAACAGAUCACCCGCAAUGGCCGCACAGUCACCGUGGUCGACAGCUUGAAGGGCCAGGACUACAUUAACAUCUGGGGUGACAAGAAUGCCGAGGAGGUUGUUGCUCGCGAGACUGCCGAAAACCAGAGCCAAGCGGACCCAUCUCAGUCCAGUCAAUAA
Messenger RNA from Penicillium pulvis, 393 nucleotides. Its product is annotated as mitochondrial 54S ribosomal protein mL41. Bases 1 to 393 code for a protein of 130 amino acids. Lineage: Eukaryota; Fungi; Ascomycota; Eurotiomycetes; Eurotiales; Aspergillaceae. Gene Ontology annotation, cellular component: mitochondrial large ribosomal subunit. The transcript has 2 exons. Gene Ontology annotation, biological process: translation. The record is from RefSeq and is a predicted model, not a curated record. Gene Ontology annotation, molecular function: structural constituent of ribosome.